GCCCUGCACGCCUGACAGUGAUAAAGUAGAAAGGCUCCCAGAGUAGAAGUGGUGUGGCUUUGAAAGACAAAAGGAAAGUGAGGCAGACUCCGCCACACGGCUCUAAUUUGACACGAAGAGAAAAGAGGAGGAAAACAUAAACAAAAUCUAAUCCAAAACUACAAAAGUUAUCAUCAAGAGGACAAGCGGAGUAGAUAAACAUGGAUCUAAAGAAUGAAAACUCCUCAAAUGGCUCCAUGCCAGAGAUCAACUUGGAGAAGUUACACAAGAUGGCUGCAGAGCUGAUACUGCCGGGGAAAUUCAUCCUCAGGUUCCUGAAUGCCGCUCUGGUGUUACUUACAAACUUACUGGCCAGAGUUUUGGGAAGCAGCCUGGUCAGAGGACACUUCCACCUGAUGCUGUCUGGUUUGGUUCUGUUUGGUCCUGUGCUGAGCUUCUGGGUGUCAAAAUACAGCAUCUUCGCCAACAGCAACCACUACCUGUACAGGAAGUUCCUUAAGUCCACUUGGGGUUGGACCUGCGUCUUCACGGGUUCCUUCAUCCUUCUCCUCUCCACCUCAGCCCGCCACUCCCCCUCUCUCUCCCUCCGCCACCUCUCUCGAAUAGGGGUGGUGGCGCUGCUCUGGUGGGGCUGUCGGCAUCUCCUGGCCCUGCUGGAGGAUGCAGCGGGAACCUGUUAUGAACCUAUGACCCCGGCCCAGGAUGCCCAAGGCGCUGCCUCCUCAGUACAGCCCCUGCUGCUCCUGCAUGAGGACCAGACCAAGGCCUCCUGUCUCCAAGCCAACAUGGUGUGGAGAGGUUACGAAGUAUCCCAGGAUGUCCUCAUCCUCUGUUUGUGUUGCCUGCUGCUGGUGGAGGAAAUGUCCGUCUUUGGCCCUCACCUGGUUCAGGCAGAGCCUCUGCAGAGGUCGCCCGGUGGCCCUUUAAGGUUCAUCUUCCUCUUAUGUGUACUUCUACUUGCAGUUUUGAUGUUCCUGCUGCUGUGUUUGCUCGCACACUUCCCCCAGUUCCCCUCCCAGCAGCUGGGGGGAGCUCUGGGCUACCUUGGAUGGAGAGGACUCUAUCAGGGAUGGUACAGACUCAAACCGAGCUGGGGCUGUCCUGGUCUGCCAGGAGAGGGACUUUUUACCAGCACAGAGAUUGACAAACAGCAGUAGUAUGAAGCCCUCAGUGGGUGUUUUGAGGGUGUGAAUGUAACCUUGAAAGCUCAGAGUUUUUGAUAGUCGUGGCUUAUCAUUAAGGUUGUGAAGAGAAUGUAGGUAUAGUGUUUUACCUUUGACAACAUUACAUAACUCUGCCUUUAUGAACAUGAAGGUUACUUUCACUGUACGUAAAUAUUAGGCUAAAAAAACACAUUUUAAAUUCCCAUUUGGACAAAAGAAGCACAGACAGAUUUAUCAGAAUCAUGUUACUUUAUUUUGUAAUCUGAACCAAAAUGAAAGCACAGUAUGAAAAAGACGACUUUUUUGUCAGAGAAGGUGUAUUGUUACUUGAUAAGAGUGUCAUACUACACUGGUUGUAUCUUGUUAGAAAGACUGUGAGUGUGCUGGAGUCAGUCUCAGUAGAUGAGAGCUUUGCCGUCUCCUCUGGGCUUCUUAAUCUUGUCAUAGUUCUUGUUAAUGAUGUCAAACAGCACGGCCUGGAGAGACGGAUACAGAGAGGAGACAUCAGUGGAAAUGUAGUGCGAGAGAGAUAGAAGAAAGAUAGACAGCGUGUGAGAGAGACAAAAAAGGUUAGGGGCGGUGAUAAAAGCGAGAGAGACGCCCAGAUCCAGAGCUGUAAUCGUGUCAUACAGCUCCUUUCAUCAUCACCUGUACCGCCUUGUUCAUUAACAGCAUCAAACACACGAGGACAAUAGCCAGAGGAAGGAGACAAACAGUGAUUAAUGGAUGGAAGAUGGAACACCAAUCAAUUUAACACAAGCACAGCAAUUAGUUUAAUUACCCUCCUAUUAAGAAGGGAUGGAUUCCAUUUAGCCACCGUCACUACUGCUGGGACAUGGCUGGAAUAUUUUAUAAUGUGUGGGUGGUUUUAUUCAAAAUACAGUGCGUGAUUGCAACAGAUGGUGUAUGAAGUUUGAUACAUGUGAUUUACAAUAUUCAGAUGACGUGCACUCUUUAAAGCAGUCAGAUGGUUGUCAAAUCAGUUGUGCGUCGACAGUUUUUACACAUUUCCACACAAACACACAUAUGAAAUAAAACAUGAGGGGGUACGCGUCUUACAUAUGUGUUGCGGAUGUCCAGGACCACAAGGCGGAGCUCACAGUACUGAUACUGGUCCAGCUCAUGAACCAGCUGUCGGUAAUCUCCCUGCAGCAAAAAAAAAAAAGCACACAACAGAGUUUAUAUGCAAAAUCAUACAGGAGACGGCACAACCUGUACGUACCCAAUUUGUGCAGAGCAGAACAUUUUAAAAAUAGCAUAAAUAGAGCAUACAGUCUGCAGGUGGAGCACAAUGAACAUCCAUAUGUUUUAUAUUCAUUUAUUCUCUUUAUCACUCUGAGUUCCAAUUAAAUCAUUACUAAAAUAAAUUAAUAAACGGAAACAGAACGGAAAUAUCUGUAUUACAAUGGCUCAAGAUACACAACGUGAGAUACUGACCACAUGGGAUUGUUUGGAGGCUUUGGCCACAGCAUCACCUCUCUCGCUGUAAUAUCUAAAAACAAACAAACAAAGGAGAAGUUACUUGUCAACAGGAUAUCACUACCUGACCUGAAGUUUGCUAACAUUAGCUAAUAUUAGCCACCAUAAGCUACUGGUCACAGCCAUUGACUAUUUCUAAAUAAGAUGGAUGACAUGACAGCUCCCCAAAAGUGAAGCAUGUCAUGACUGACAGCUGGCUCCAGUAAGAUGGCAGCGGCCCUAUGCGGCUAUUGGCUUCAUUUUUGCAGCAGGAAGUGGAGACGCGAUGUCCAUCUUUACAUAUGUCAGUGGUCACAUCAGCCAGUGUACUCAGUGUACUGAAUUGAGCAACAGUGUGUUUUAUUGCCUAUGAAUUGUAUGAGGGGAAAGUUGUAUAAUUUCUUCUCUCAAAAGUUCCGUAGUUUCACUUAAAAAUGAAGGAGUUCUUGCAUUUCGCACUGAGCGCACUGAUGCGUGAACUCAUUACACAGAUGUUCCUGAAGGGAGCUGUAAAUAACAGUCAAGAUGUCAAACUUUGAAACGUCUGGAAGUCCCUGCAGCCAUUAAUAAAGGUGUAUUCAGUUAGUAUGACUUCUAUCUCUUUUCAGGACUGCAUGUGGUAUUAGUCCAUGGGACUGGCUAACAGCUCCUGAACACUGUCGUUUUUUGUUUGGGCUAAAAAACACAGCUAUGAUGCUGAAAACUGCAUAUGGUGUUUGAUCAUCUGAAACUGAAAACCUAAAAGAGCUAUUAAACCAACCAAACUUACUGACACCUGUGUGGGUGGAUGAAGGUGGACGGGGACACAAACGACUACAUCAGUGUUGAUGAAAAGAGACGAUGGGGCUGUAUCUUCUUAUCAUUCAAACAAAUAAAGAAAAAUCCACCACAAA
This is a messenger RNA of Morone saxatilis (striped sea-bass), 3514 nucleotides long. Its product is annotated as fat storage-inducing transmembrane protein 1. Lineage: Eukaryota; Metazoa; Chordata; Actinopteri; Moronidae. Bases 201 to 1157 code for a protein of 318 amino acids. The record is from RefSeq and is a predicted model, not a curated record. The transcript has 2 exons. Gene Ontology annotation, cellular component: endoplasmic reticulum membrane. Gene Ontology annotation, biological process: phospholipid biosynthetic process; lipid droplet organization; lipid storage.